GUUUACUUAAAAACUGUAUCGCUUUUAUUGAGUACUUUUUAUUUACUAUUUGAUUGAUUUUAGGCAAUGGUUCUAUAAAGUGUCGACCUUAGUUCAUAGCUUAGGCAAUUUUCCGCUUGUUUUAGGCCAUUAAAUUUAUUGAGUGCAGUUUGGCGUACAAUAUGAUGGACGUUAGCAGCAUGUACGGCAACCAUCCGCAUCAUCAUCCACAUGCCGCUGCCUCGGCCUACGAUGGCUACGGCAGCAACUACUUUCCCUCGCCGACCCACCAUCUGCAGCAGCAGCAACAGCAACAACAGCAGCAGCAACACCAGCAACAACUGCAGCAGCAGGUGCAACAACAACAGCAGCAGCAACACCAACAGCAGCAACAUCAGCAACAACUGACCUACAAUGGCUACGAUAGCAACUCGCCCAACUACUAUCAACAGCAGCAACAGCUCACGCCACCGCCAACCCAACACCAGCUGCAACAUCCGCUGGCUCAGCAGCAGCAACAGCAGCAACAACAGCAGCAGCAACAACUCUAUCCGCAUUCGCAUCUCUUCAGUCCCAGUGCAGCGGAAUAUGGCAUCACAACAUCGACCAGUGGAGGAGCAGGAGCAUCCAACAGCACGCCAUUGCAUCCCACAAGCCAUUCACCUGCCGAUUCUUACUACGAAAGCGAUUCGGUGCACUCUUACUAUGCCACAGCAGCGGUGGCAACUGUGCCGCCUCCUGCCAACAAUUCGCCGGUCACAGCAGCCAAUGCCACACAACAGCAACAACAGCAGCAGCAGCAGCAACAACAGCAACAGUCUCUUGAUGCGCAUGCGCCCAUCAUCAGCUCUGAGAAUGGCAUGAUGUACACCAAUCUGGACUGUCUCUAUUCGCCCAGUGUAGCACAGCAGGCGCAGACGCAACCGUUGGGCUAUGGUGCUCAGAUGGAGGAGAAAUACGCGGCAGUGUUGCAUGCAGGAUACGCAGCAGCGCCACCGGGAUUGCUGCUGGAGGAUCAGGAUCCCAUGAUGCAGCUGGCUGCCGGGCAGCAGCAGACAACGCCACAAAUGUGGCAUCAUCAUCAGCACAUGGGCGGUGGCUAUCCACUGGAUGCGGGCAUUGCCAUGGACUAUCCACAUGCGCAUUUACAUCACACGCUCAGUCAUGGUCAUCUGGCCAGUUUGACCAGCAGUGCUCAGCAGGCGCAGCAACAACAUCUGCAACAGCAGCAGCAGCAACAGCAACAGCAGCAGCAACAACAACAGCAACAGCAGCAGCAGGCAAAUGGCAACCAGGUUGUGCCACAGCAUGCACUCUCUCCAAACGGUUCGAGUAGUUGCAUGAGCAUGUCCCGCAAUCAACGCGGCGGUGGCGUCACAUCGCCUGGCAGCUCCACCUCAUCCUCAACAGCAUCGGCGUCGGCGGGCAACAAUGCGUCGCACCAAUCGAGUUCACAAUCAAAAUCGCCAAAUCAUGCGCCCAACAUUCCGACCUACAAAUGGAUGCAGCUCAAACGGAAUGUUCCCAAGCCACAAGCACCGAAACUACCUGCCAACAUCAGCAACAUGCACGAUUACCAACUCAAUGGUCAUCUCGACAUGUGCCGCGCCGGCAACGUUGGCGGCACCUCCGCCGUCUUGCCCAUCCAGAAUCCCCUGCUGCUGUCCAGCAAUCCAACUCCAGGCAGCGCAUCUAGCGGCCUGGGCGUGGGCCUCACCACUGGCAAUGGCGGUGGUGUUGCCGGCUCAGUGGCUGGCCUCAGCAGCUGCAGCCUGUCGUCCACCAACAACUCGGGUCGCACCAACUUCACAAACAAGCAACUGACCGAGCUGGAGAAGGAGUUUCACUUUAAUCGCUACUUGACGCGCGCCCGACGCAUCGAAAUCGCCAAUACGCUGCAGCUAAACGAGACGCAGGUCAAAAUCUGGUUCCAGAAUCGCCGCAUGAAGCAAAAGAAACGCGUGAAGGAAGGUCUCAUUCCGGCGGACAUUCUAACGCAGCACAGCGCACCCGUGAUAACUGAAAAGCAGCCCCAGCAACAGCAGCACCAACAACACCAGCAGCAGCAGCAACAGCAACAACAGCAGCAAACCGAGUUGAAGGCUUCUGAAUUGGUCAGCAGUGAAUUGGCAACAACAGCAACAUCAGCGGCAGCAGCAGCAACAGCAACAACAGCAGCCAAACAAAGUUGAACAAUUUCGAUUGUUGCUGUUUGUUGUUAUUGUUGUUAUUUCUAUGUUAUAGGUGCUGCUGUUGUUGUUGUUAUUCUUAUUGUUGUUGGUUUUUGUUGUUAUAUUAUGUUGUGUGAAAUUGCCAAAUGUCGACCGCAUUUUGUUGUGAUAAUUAAAUAGAAAAAUAAAAUGGCAAAAAAUUAACAAAUUUCAAAUAAAACAAAUAUUAUGUCAUACUUGUAGCCAAUUGCAAAAAAAGAAAAUGCUAAAAAAAUAAAUUCUUUCGUAUUUUGUACAAAUCACAAAUCAAAUGCUAGCAUCUGUAGAAUCGGAGCUGUAAAUAGUACUAAAAUCUAACCGAUAAUACGGCAGCUGAAUUGUAGACUAGCAUUAACUAAACUCAGGGUUAUACAUACUAACAAACUAACUACUUUCUUACUAACUAACGAAAUAACUGUAACUGUAUCACACAGAGCAAUCGACUUUCAACUUAUAAAUACAAAUGCAAAAUACGCUAAACUAAAUCAAAAUCUAUAUGAAAACUGCAUAAUCGUAAGCAAUAGCGCCCAAGCUAUAUAGCCAAUAGCAUAAUAUAGUAUCUAAAUUAUAAUGUACUCGUUCGUACUCGUAAAUUGUACACGUAUGUAGUAUUAUUAUUAUUGUUUUACUAUAAGCAAGGCCUUCUACGAUACAAGAACAAAAGUUAUUCGUUUUGUGUUCGAACAAAUUGGUAUUCAUUCUUAAUGUAUGUACUAUAUUUAAUCUAGUCCUAAUUGUAAUAUACUUAUAACUGUA
Messenger RNA from Drosophila sulfurigaster albostrigata, 2945 nucleotides. Its product is annotated as homeotic protein labial. The transcript is spliced from 3 exons. Gene Ontology annotation, molecular function: DNA-binding transcription factor activity, RNA polymerase II-specific; RNA polymerase II cis-regulatory region sequence-specific DNA binding. Gene Ontology annotation, biological process: regulation of transcription by RNA polymerase II. The record is from RefSeq and is a predicted model, not a curated record. NCBI's taxonomy places the organism in Eukaryota, Metazoa, Arthropoda, Insecta, Diptera, Drosophilidae. Gene Ontology annotation, cellular component: nucleus. The coding region runs from base 162 to 2171 and encodes 669 amino acids.